Molecule: messenger RNA, 1980 nt
Organism: Neltuma alba
Lineage: Eukaryota; Viridiplantae; Streptophyta; Magnoliopsida; Fabales; Fabaceae
Product: chaperone protein dnaJ 15
Exons: 11
Coding region: 377-1618 (413 amino acids)
Source: RefSeq, a predicted model, not a curated record
CAGCCUCGUUCGCAGCAGCCGGUCUUUCUCUGUCGGGGUCUGGUAAAUUCAAAACCCCAAUCUCGCCCUUUUCUUUUCCAUCAUAAAUUUGACUUCAUUGUGGGACAAGACUGCAAGAUCUCAAUCCUCAUCAACUGAUCAAUUUUCGUCUUUUUAACAUUUCGAGGAAAAUAUUUGCGAUCCAAUAACGCUCUGAAUCGUGUGUCUGCUACUGUGGGCUUCUGUUUUGGUUCUGGGUUUGGUGGUUUUGGUUUGAAAUUUCUGGUGACUGAUUUCGUUGAUUGAAGAAGGUAACAAUACAAAAUAUUUUGGAACACAAAAGGGGAAACUUGUUUUAUUAGCCGCUCUGUGAGAAGAAGAGCGGUCGACGGCCGGAAUGGGGACGGGUUCCAAGAUCGAUGGACCUUCUACCCCAUCAAUUCGACGAGACCCUUAUGAGGUAUUGUCCGUGGCAAGGGACGCAAAUGAUCAGGAAAUAAAAACGGCUUACAGAAAGCUCGCUCUCAAGUAUCACCCUGACAAGAAUGCUAACAAUCCUGAAGCAUCAGAGUUAUUUAAAGAGGUUGCAUAUUCUUACAACAUCUUAUCUGAUCCAGAGAAGAGAAGACAGUAUGACAGUGCAGGAUUUGAGGCACUUGAUGCUGAUAACUUGGACAUGGAAAUCGAUUUGUCAAAUCUUGGAACUGUUAACACAAUGUUUGCAGCUUUAUUCAGCAAGCUGGGUGUCCCUAUCAAGACUACCAUCUCAGCAAAUGUUCUUGAAGAAGCCCUUAAUGGCACAGUUACAGUCAGACCCCUUCCUAUUGGAACGUCAGUUAGUGGAAAGGUAGAGAAGCAAUGUGCUCAUUUUUUUGGUGUGACGAUAACUGAGCAGCAAGCUGAGGCCGGGAUUGUAAUAAGAGUGACUUCAACUGCACAAAGCAAAUUCAAACUGCUCUACUUUGAAAAUGAGGCAAAUGGUGGGUAUGGUUUGGCGUUACAGGAAGAUAGUGAGAAGACUGGCAAGGUGACAUCCGCUGGCAUGUAUUUCUUACAUUUUCAAGUAUACAGAAUGGAUUCAACUGUGAAUGCGUUAGCAAUGGCGAAGGAUCCUGAAGCUGGUUUCUUCAAAAGGUUGGAAGGUCUUCAACCUUGUGAAGUCAAAGAAUUAAAGCCUGGCACUCAUAUAUUUGCUGUUUAUGGAGAUAACUUCUUUAAGACUGCUAACUAUACAAUUGAAGCUCUUUGUGCAAAAUCUUAUGAGGAUACCUCUCAAAAGCUUAAGGACAUCGAAACUCAAAUUCUUAGAAAGAGGAAUGAUUUGCGCCAAUUUGAAUCAGAAUACAGAAAGGCAUUGGCACGCUAUCAAGAGGUGACUGAAAGAUAUGCUCAAGAAAAACAAUCAGUAGAUGAACUUCUGAAACAGAGAGACACUAUCCACUCUUCCUUUACCGUCACUAGGUCUCUCUCUGUUAGUGGGAACAGUAGUAAUUUAAGUAAUGGAAGUAGUAGCAAAAUUGCGGGUGAGGAUUCCAAGGCAGAGAGCCCUGUGGAAGAUGGAAGCUCAGAUGGGAAGGAUAAAUCAGGCAAAAAGAAAUGGUUUAACCUCAAUCUUAAAGGCUCUGAUAAGAGAAAUUAACUUGAAAGGUGCUUGGUGUGGCUUGUUUGGAUUAUAAUCAGAGCUAGAGUGCAAGUCCUGGUAUGUAUCAUUACAGUUAGCAGCCUGCAGAUGCUUCCACUUGCGGUUCAUGUUGAACCUGUUUCCGUUUUUCUUGGUUCUCCCAAGAUUGUAGACUGGGUUUGCGUUUAAUCUGUUUAUUGGUUCUGUGAUGCAUUCCAAGGUAUAUGUUUAUUUCCAUAUUCUUAUCUUCCCUUGAUACUCACAUUUUAGAAUUCUCACGUAGCAUUUUGAACAUAUAGUUUUCUCAUUGUAAUCAUAUAUUCAUUCUUCUUGUACCAAAUAGUUAUUUUCUUCAGCCGGGGUUACCUUCUAUAAUUCUA